This is a messenger RNA of Racocetra fulgida, 964 nucleotides long. The record is from the annotation of a GenBank genome assembly. Lineage: Eukaryota; Fungi; Glomeromycota; Glomeromycetes; Diversisporales; Gigasporaceae.
AUGUCGAUUAAUAUCGUGAACGCUUCGAUAGAAAAACUCGUACUCAAUAUAACUAAAAAACAAAAACAAGCUUUAAGUAAUGACCAAUAUGGUUAUAAUAGAUUAGCCGAAAAAUUUCGGAUACACGCACAAGGAACCAAAGCAGAAUUUUUAGAAAAAUAUGUUUCUUCGCUUAUGCAACGUCCGACGGUAGAAGGGUCGAUUCAACCUGAUCAACCGCGUUUUAAAGUAUCUGAUAUACUUAACGAAGAACCGUUGACAGGCCCACAUUGGAUAAUUAAAACGGAUUACAAUGAAGAUGACGAUGAUGACGAUGGUGAUUGGGAUUUUGACGUGCAAGAGUGGAUCAGAGCAAGAUUAGGCGACAGAGCUACUAAUUUUCAAAAUGGCCGAAAUCAAAAUCUGAUUCCUGAGGCAUCACAUAAUGUAGUACAAAAAGACGAUGUGGAAGAAAUACCAGAUCAGGACUUAAAUUAUGAAAUUGUUCAGGAAUUGUUAUCUAACCAAUAUUGGAGGCCAAAUUACUGCAAUCAAUCGCAUUUAUUCGCACCAUCACUCGCGCAAUACCGUAGUCAAGAUAAAAGAUAUCUUUUUUAUGAUCCAACCAGACUAAAAUACAUCACAGAGCUUGAUGCUAUACGUGAGGUUUUGUUCAUGUUAUCUGGACGUCCGAGCUUUCUUUUUUGCAAAGAUACAAAUGGAAAAUUCCAAGUCCAGCUUAAUGCAAUACUAAUGCAUUUAACUGAAGGUGGAUUUAAAGCCUUGUUAGAAUAUUUUUGUGAACAUGGGAAUUUUUUGGCCAAGUUGAGAAUAGUUGCCACUAGGAUAUGUACAGAAUCUCGUCCAACUUAUGGACAAACUGCCCAGGCUUUUGCUGCAUCCAUCCUCAAGAUGGUUUGGAAAUUUGACACAUUAUUGGCUGGCAUAGAAUCAAAGUAUCGGAUUAAUAAUUCUGUAUCUCAAG